AUGGAUUCACAGAAACCCAUGUUCGAUGUCGAAAAUUUUGAUGAUGAGCUUGUUCAGAAGUUGGUUUUUGAUGCUCUCGUCUGGUCUUCCCUUCACGGACUCGUCGUCGGCGACAAAACUUAUCAGAAAUCAGGAAAAGUUCCAGGGGUUGGGAUGAUGCACGCUCCGAUUGCAUUGCUACCGACGCCAUUCCCAGAGAUUUACUGGAAGCAAGCUUGUGAUGUUGCUCCCAUUUUCAAUGAAUUGGUUGAUCGUGUGAGCUUGGAUGGGAAAUUCAUACAGGAUAGUCUCUCCAGAACCAAAAAAGUUGACAUCUUUACAUCUAGACUUCUCGACAUUCACUCCAAGAUGCUAGAAAGCAAUAAGAAAGAGGACAUACGUUUGGGAUUACACCGCUCAGAUUAUAUGCUUGACGAAGAAACAAAGUCACUUCUUCAGAUAGAGAUGAACACUAUCUCGUCUUCGUUUUCAGGCCUUGGUCGUCUUGUUAGCGAGCUACAUCAGUCAUUGCUUCGAUCUUAUGGGGAUCAUCUUGGGCUAGACCCUGAACGUGUACCCAGAAAUGCAUCCACAUACCAAUUUGCUGAUGCAAUGGCUAAAGCUUGGUUGGAGUACAAUAACCCAAGAGCGGUAGUCAUGGUAGUUGUGCAGGCGAAAGAACGCAACAUGUACGAUCAACAUUGGCAAAGCAGUGUAUUGAGAGAAAAAUAUCCUCUUUUAAUCUUGUUUCUCCGUUUUCCGUGGAAGACUCUAGCAGAAGUCGAAAAUGAAGGGCGUGUACAUGAGGACGGAACUCUUAUUGUUGGUGGCCAAGCAGUCGCAGUGGUUUAUUUCAGAUCAGGCUAUACUCCCACUGAUUAUCCGUCUGAAUCAGAAUGGAAUGCUAGAUUGCUUAUAGAGCAGUCCUCAGCGGUCAAAUGCCCGUCUAUAGCUUACCAUUUAACUGGUACCAAGAAAAUCCAGCAAGAACUCGCAAAACCAGGUGUUCUCGAGAGGUUUCUGGACAACAAAGAGGACAUUGCUAAGCUGAGGAAAGGCUUUGCUGGUCUUUGGAGCUUGGACGAUCCAGAAAUUGUCAAGAAAGCAAUCGAAAAACCCGAGUUGUUUGUUAUGAAGCCUCAGAGAGAAGGGGGAGGAAACAACAUCUACGGGGAUGAUGUGAGGGAAAAUCUCCUGAGAUUGCAGAGAGAAGGAGAAGAAGAAAACGCUGCUUAUAUCCUAAUGCAGAGGAUAUUCCCAAAGGUCUCAAACAUGUUCUUGGUGCGAGAAGGUGUUUACCGUAAAGAUCAAGCCAUAUCAGAACUCGGGGUCUAUGGUGCUUACCUCAGGAACAAAGAGAGAGUUAUAGUAAACGAGCAGAGUGGUUACCUGAUGCGCACGAAGGUCUCGUCAUCAGAUGAAGGUGGUGUUGCAGCUGGUUUUGCUGUCUUGGACAGCAUUUAUUUAAAUUGA
This is a messenger RNA of Arabis nemorensis, 1452 nucleotides long. NCBI's taxonomy places the organism in Eukaryota, Viridiplantae, Streptophyta, Magnoliopsida, Brassicales, Brassicaceae. The record is from the annotation of a GenBank genome assembly.